UACUGUUGGUACGCCCCACAGCUGUCCGAAAGAGAAAUUGAGCCAACAGCUGCCUGCCGCACAUCACAAAGAAACGUUCGUUUGCUAUCACUAUUAUCCUCUCCAUUGGUAGCUCUCGUGAUUUCUCCUGUUCGCUUGGCUAGAAACUCUAUUUCCUGUUUUCCAAGCUGUUUCCCUCACGAUGGCACUGCGACGAUCAAUUUCCCGACUCGCUAUGGUCUACUUGGUAACACUGUGUUUGAAAACGGCAUUUGUCUCGGCUUUUUCCUCCACAAAUACACCCACUACCCCCACGUCGUCCGUUCAGCAGCGAUCAGCCAACCAGCAAGCACUGGAAGACGCCCCUCCCUUUCCCCGGACGUGGGUUCCGCUGGCGUCCGUUUACGAACUCCAUCCCGAUCGACCCACACCGUUGCGUUUUCUGGGGCAAUCUUACGUCACCUAUCAGUCCAAUGAUGGCCAGUGGGCGGUUUUCGAUGACGCCUGUCCCCAUCGUUUAGCACCACUUUCGGAAGGACGGGUCGAUCGCCAGAAGAAUCGUUUGGAGUGUUCGUAUCACGGAUGGGAAUUCGACGCGGACGGAAGGUGUCAAGAAAUUCCGCAAGCCGACUUCUCAACCAUGCAAAAGGCCAUGCAGAAUGAACGCUGUCACGUCAAGUCCUAUCCCGUGCACGUGGAGAAAAAUAUCUUGUUUGUCUGGCCCUGGGCUGACGAGGACCCGCUGAUUACAGUCUCCCAACCGCACUGUGCGCCUGAACAUUUUAUGGAGGGCGUCUCGGAAAAUUGCACCACCUACACUCGUGAUUUGCCCUACGGAUGGGACACACUGUUGGAAAACAUCGUAGAUCCUAGUCAUGUGCCGUUUGCUCAUCACGGAUUACAGGGUAAGCGCGAAGACGCCAUUCCUAUCAAUAUGACGUCUCCUUCCGACCUAUCACCGGAAGGAUUUGUUUUCCAGUUUGAGGAUCGCACCAUGAGUAUGCGCCGACAAGGCGGUGCUGUUUUCCGGGCACCUUUUGUGAUACACUACAAGGCUGACUUUGAAACGCCCUCAAAAGAAAAACAGAAAAAGCGGGCAAACUCACCCAAAGUAUUUAACUUGACGGCCAUAAUGCUGCCCACCAAACCCGGCUGGAGUCGCAUCAUUCUCAUGGGUGCACCUCGCACUAAGCAAAUUGAAAAGAAAGAGAAAGAACGAUUGGUCGCAAAAAUAUUUCGUAAGCUCCCUUCUUGGCUGGUUCAUACGUUCAGCAAUCGAUUUCUGGACAGCGAUUUGGCCUUUCUGCAUUUCCAGGAACAGGAGCGCGAACGUCGGGGCGUCGAUGCCAGAGCAUACUUCAUGCCGGCCCAAUCGGAUCGCUGCGUCAGCGCUCUACGAAAAUGGAUUCUUCAGUAUGCACACAUUCCUGGUCCGUUACCGGCUCCACUAACGGACCGCGGUGUACUGUUCAAUCGAUGGACGCAGCACGGCGAGCAUUGUCGACAUUGUACAUCCGCUAGAAAAAGGGUAGCGAAAUGGCGAACGAAUACUUUGCGGUUAUUGGCAAUCAGUUUGGUCUUGGCCAAGUUUACUGCCGCUCGUGUUGUGGCGGCCUUAUCGUUGCUGCUUUUGAACCGUUUGUCCGCCGUUGACAAGGCCUUUUCAGACGGUGGGUUCAGUCACUAUGACAACCAUUAA
Molecule: messenger RNA, 1678 nt
Organism: Phaeodactylum tricornutum CCAP 1055/1
Lineage: Eukaryota; Bacillariophyta; Bacillariophyceae; Surirellales; Neidiaceae
Gene: Tic55
Product: Tic55 component of chloroplast import machinery
Exons: 2
Coding region: 182-1678 (498 amino acids)
Molecular function (GO): 2 iron, 2 sulfur cluster binding; chlorophyllide a oxygenase activity
Source: RefSeq, a predicted model, not a curated record